AUGUCGAGGACUCCGUCGCAGCAAUGCGGGAACCCUCCUGACAACAGGGCCUACGACCCUCGCUCCCAACCAAAUAUUCCCAUGGCAUAUGAACCAUAUCCACGCCAUGAGCCUCGUCACUUUGUCCCACCGGAUGUGGGCUAUUAUCAUCGGCCCAUGAUGGCAACACCACCGCCGCCGCGGUUGCCUCCAUUAGGAACAUUGCCCGAGACAAGUACGGACCCGAGAUAUAUGCUCUCAUCCGACAAUGGUUACAUGGCCCGCCAUUCUUUACCGCAGACGCUGCCGUUGCGGAUGCACCACCAGGACCCUUCUUCAAAGCCACAGACAUAUCCCGCGCCUUAUGAAGAGAGAUCGAAUCCGAUGUUGAGCCAUAGUCGUGAGCUUGCUGCUUAUCGGAUGCGGACCUACGACCAAGAGUCCCAGUAA
Penicillium manginii is the source of this 429-nucleotide messenger RNA. RefSeq lists its product as uncharacterized. The transcript has a single exon. The coding region runs from base 1 to 429 and encodes 142 amino acids. NCBI's taxonomy places the organism in Eukaryota, Fungi, Ascomycota, Eurotiomycetes, Eurotiales, Aspergillaceae. The record is from RefSeq and is a predicted model, not a curated record.